Anolis carolinensis (green anole) is the source of this 1628-nucleotide messenger RNA. It is a transcript of the gene adprh, whose product is annotated as ADP-ribosylarginine hydrolase. Gene Ontology annotation, molecular function: magnesium ion binding; ADP-ribosylarginine-[protein] hydrolase activity. NCBI's taxonomy places the organism in Eukaryota, Metazoa, Chordata, Lepidosauria, Squamata, Anolidae. Gene Ontology annotation, biological process: protein de-ADP-ribosylation. The transcript has 4 exons. The record is from RefSeq and is a predicted model, not a curated record. Bases 94 to 1194 code for a protein of 366 amino acids.
UGUCAAGGGAGUUGCCCCACAGCCCGCAUGUCGGGCAUUUCUCCGCAGAAGGAGCUGAAGCAGACCCAUCUUCUCCCCGGCUAGAGACUCGCCAUGGGGCUGGUCUCCUCCAGAGCGAUCAUGUGUUCAGGUUUGCUAGAGAACUACAUGGCAGCGAUGGUGCUGAGUGCAGCUGGAGAUGCGAUGGGCUUUUGCAAUAGCAAAUGGGAGUUCCAACGGGAUGGUGAGAAGAUUCACAAUGAGGUGGCCAAACUGGGUGGCGUGAGCAAACUUGACGUGGCCAAUUGGAAAGUCAGUGAUGAUACUGUCAUGCAUUUGGCUACUGCAGAAGCUUUGUCAGAAGCUGGAAAUGACCCGGAUCUAACCUACCUGUAUAAACUCAUUGCAACAAACUACAGAGACUGCAUGGAUGACAUGUGUGGACGAUCUCCAGGAGGUACCUGCAUGGCAUAUGCACAGAAUCUGGAUCCGGAUAACCCGUCUAGUUGGAUAGCUAACUUUAGCAAACAAGGAGGAGGAUGUGGAGCAGCUAUGCGCUCCAUGUGCAUUGGGCUGAGGUUUCGUCACCCAGAACAGCUGGAAACCUUGAUUGCAGUCAGUAUAGAAAGUGGUCGAAUGACUCACCACCACCCGACUGGAUACCUCGGAUCACUGGCAGCUGCUCUCUUCACAUCUUACGCUGUAAAUCGCAAGCCAGCCCAUGAGUGGGGGAGAGGGCUGAUGGACAUAUUGCCAAAAGCGAAAGCCUAUAUCCAGAAGUCAGAUUCCUUUGUGGAGGAGAACCUGAAGCAUUGGAGUUACUUUGAAAACCAGUGGAGCAAGUACCUGGAAACCAGAGGCAUUUCAGAUGGAAAGUCCCCUCCUUCCUUCCCUGAAAUGUAUGGUGUGAAAGAGAGGGAUGAGUUCUAUAGGUCCUUGAGUUACUCUGGAUGGGGAGGCAGCAGUGGGCACGAUGCUCCAAUGAUUGCUUACGAUGCCUUUCUUGGCUCUCCUGACUGGACUGAGUUAGCACUUAGGGGCUUUUUCCAUGGAGGGGACAGCGAUUCUACUGCAGUCAUGGCUGCCUGCUGGUGGGGGGCAAUGUAUGGCUACAAAGGGGUCAAUGCAAGCAACUAUAAGAACAUUGAAUACCGAAACCGAUUGGAGAAAGUAGCUAGAGAACUCUAUCACCUUAGCUUGAUUGCAGAACAAUGAAGUGAUAUUUCGGUAUUAAUUGAUAUUGUGUGGGUGGUGUGCUGAAGUUUGCUAGAGACAAACAUUGACGUCCCCAAACUAUAACAACUUAUGGGCUUCAGCUUGAAGUUUUGUCAAAAAGUGAGAGCUUUGGUAAAAUUUCUAUGCUGCUUAAAACAGUUUUAUAUUCAGAUGUACUCUCACUGAUAAGUCUUCCCUUUACAGGCAACAAAUGGUGUCUGAGCUCAGUAUAAAUCCCAGCUACUGUAUCCUAGCACUCAUUUUUUUACUUUGCAUUUCUGUAAACUUUGUUCAGUCUGCAAAUGCUUACAUUAAGCAAAAAACAGCUAAAGGCAGGGAUGCAGAAUUCUGUCACAUUGAGAAUGGCUGUUUAUAUGUACAUGCUUCUCCCAUGCAGGAUUUGUAACUUAAAAUAAAAAUGAAAUCCAAAGGUU